Molecule: messenger RNA, 2508 nt
Organism: Sinocyclocheilus rhinocerous
Lineage: Eukaryota; Metazoa; Chordata; Actinopteri; Cypriniformes; Cyprinidae
Product: S-adenosyl-L-methionine-dependent tRNA 4-demethylwyosine synthase-like
Exons: 10
Coding region: 1-1389 (462 amino acids)
Biological process (GO): wybutosine biosynthetic process
Molecular function (GO): 4 iron, 4 sulfur cluster binding; catalytic activity
Source: RefSeq, a predicted model, not a curated record
AUGUGCCCCCCAAAGCUUACAGCUCUGUUUGGAUUUCAGGAGGAGCUGAUGGAGUCCAGCAGUGAUGCAGAGUCCUCCGCUGAGGAAGAGAAGUCGCGUGGCUCCGUCAUCGACAUGGAGGACCUUGGGAAUGUGAUGAAUCGUAUGAAGAAAGCCAAGAGGAUGGAGGGAGAUGAAGAGGACUCCCAGAGGGUGAAGCUGUCAAAGCAGAAUGGAGUGAGGAAGAGCGAGUCAGAGGAGGAGCGGAGAGAGAUGAUCACUCCAGCCUUGAGAGAUGCUCUGACUAAACAAGGGUACAAACUAAUAGGAAGUCACUCUGGGGUAAAACUGUGUCGUUGGACCAAAUCAAUGCUGAGAGGGAGAGGAGGCUGCUAUAAACACACCUUCUAUGGGAUUGAAUCACACCGCUGUAUGGAGACCACACCGAGCCUGGCCUGUGCCAACAAAUGUGUUUUCUGCUGGAGACACAACACCAACCCGGUGGGCACAGAGUGGCGCUGGAAAAUGGACCCGGCUGAGAAGAUCAUUCAAGAGGCUGUGGAGAACCACAGGAACAUGAUUCGCCAGUUCAGAGGUGUUCCAGGAGUGCGUCCCGAGCGCUUUGAAGAGGGCCUCACUGUGAAGCACUGUGCUCUGUCUCUGGUGGGUGAACCUAUUAUGUAUCCUGAGAUCCACUCCUUCCUUCGACUCCUUCACCAGCAGAACAUAUCCAGCUUCCUCGUCACAAACGCCCAGUUCCCUGAGGAGAUCAGGAGUCUUGUGCCUGUUACACAACUUUACGUCAGCGUUGAUGCCAGCACCAAGGACAGUCUGAAGAAAAUUGACCGUCCCCUCUUCAAAGACUUCUGGCAGCGCUUCUUGGACAGUCUCAGAGCGCUUGGUGAAAAGCAACAGCGUACGGUGUACAGACUGACCCUGGUGAAGGCCUGGAAUGUGGAUGAGCUGAAGGCCUACGCAGAUCUCAUCGCCCUUGGACAGCCAGAUUUCAUCGAGGUCAAGGGAGUGACAUACUGUGGCGAGAGCUCAGCCAGUAGCCUGACAAUGGCCAACGUACCCUGGCACGAGGAGGUCGUCUACUUCGUGCAGCAGCUUGCCAACCUGCUCCCAGACUAUGAAAUUGCCUGCGAACACGAGCACUCCAACUGUCUGUUACUUGCGCACCACAAGUUCAAAGUCGACGGGGAGUGGUGGACGUGGAUUGACUACGAACGCUUCCAGGAGCUCAUUCAGGAAUACGAGGAGAGCGGGGGCACCAAGAGCUUCUCAGCGAUGGACUAUAUGGCCAAGACCCCCAGCUGGGCCAUUUUUGGGGCCCGAGAGAGGGGAUUUGACCCCUCGGACACACGCUUCCAGAGAAAGAAUAAUACCAAAGAUAUCUCAGGGUGCUGAUGUUACUUUUGCCUUCCUACUUUAAGUCUGUACGGGAAUUUGUAUUUUUAAUCAAUGGAAUAGAUGACCUGAUUGACUGCACCCAUAGAUUAAGACUUUUCUUUUUAUUAUUUAAGCCAAGGCUCAGUUUGCUCUCCGAGACUUGCCUUAGGGAUGAAAUUAUGGUUAGCAUAUACUUGCAGAUACUUGAUAACUCUUUUUUUUUUUUUCAUGCUUUUAAUGAAUGUUAGCUGCUGUUUUUAGUUAUGAUCACAGUAAUAAAGAAUUUCAUUCCCAAGUCCUGUUCACUCCGAGCUCUGGAUCUAAUAGCUCUGGUAAGAAAAUCAUCAGGUGGACAGACCGGAAGAACAAGUGACUUGAAUUUAAGGCUUCAUUUACUCAUAGCACAUUAGGGCCUAAAUUUAGAGUGCACAAGAGGAAAGAACUGCAAAAGAAAAAUAUCACUAUAGUUAGCUACGUUAAUAGCAUGUCACCUCAAACUGUGAUUUGUGCGUUCUUUUAGACGUUUAGAGGGCAGUUGAGUCAGAUGGGACUUUGAAUGGAGCAGUUCUUACGGAUUGGCCCAUGAUACAGCUGAAAGCUAUUUGGAAUCAGAACUGCCCCAUAAAUAUCUCUGUAACAACCACUCAAGACAUUGGAAUGUGAAAUUGCAGUUCUUACCUUUUGGAUUGUCUUUUUGUUUUUUGUCUUGGGUAUUUCUACACAAUGUUGAUGGAUUACAUCAAGUCAAAUGUCACUACAGGUUUUUGUUUUUGUUUGUAUUAUUUUAUCAUUCUUUGCCUUUUUUUGUUUUGCGAAAUGUUGUAAUGCAGUUAUGAACCUGAUGUUUGUCCUUUAUUGGUUACACUGAUAUUGUGAAUACACCCAAAAGGUAUCUCCAAACUGCAUUUGUUAUUCAUGCACAUGCAGGUGCGUUGCAAAAGAAAUUGAAUUUUGUUGUAGCUGCUUUCUUGGCGUCUUAUUAAAACAGUCUUUAUGGUGUUCUACAGAAGUUUGAAUGUUAUUGUAAGAGAUGGGAAUGUGCUUGAUGCUGAGUGAACUAGGUCACAGCCGUUUCACAGCUCUGCGACUGAAUGAAGCGGUCUUGAGUGAUGGAUGAGAGGCGUAAUAUUAAGACCA